GAUUAAUAUUUAGAAAAAAUUCCUAUUUAUAUUCUCCUCGGUUUGAAUUCCAGGCCUAUUUACGCGCUGAUUAAUUAUUUUUACUAUUAUCGAUUGUCUUGCGGAUAUUUUCAAAUAUUUCAAAUAUGCCAGUCGAAGUUCUAGAAGACAAAGUUAUUUUGAAAGACUCCAAAGGCUCCUCCGCAGAAGUAUAUUAUUUUGGUGCAACUGUUACCAGUUGGAAAUAUCGCGGAAAAGAGCUUUUAUUUUUGAGUAAGAAAUCUCUUCUUGAUGGAACUAAAGGAAUUCGUGGGGGAAUUCCCAUAAUUUUCCCUCAAUUUGCUAAAGCAACUGAUUCAUCUGCUGAAACUGCUGCACUUCCACAACAUGGUUUGGCUCGUAUCUCAAAAUUUGAAUGGAAUGGGGUUUCAGUUGAUAAUGAAUCUGAAGUUUCUGUCAGAUUUGGAUUAAAUAAUUCUCAGGUUCCCGAAAAUCUACAAAAAGAUUGGCCCAAAAAGUUUAAACUAAUUUUCACUGUAACUCUUAACGAUGAUACAUUAAAAACUAACUUGUCAGUAAAGAAUGAAGAUACUGCACCGUUUGAUUUUAACGUCCUUUUGCAUACUUAUUAUUCUGUUCCAGAUAUUUCUAAAGUAUCAGUUGAAGGAUUGCAGAAUAUCUCAUACAUUGAUAAAGUGAAAAAUUUUAUAACGGUCGUCGAUAAUGAUAAAUCUGUAAAAUUUACCCAAGAGACAGAUAGAAUUUAUGGAAAUGUUCCAACUGAAAUAAUCAAAAUAAAUAUAAGUGACGAAUCUAAUGAGGCUUUCCUCUUACAAAGAAUUAAUUUAAAGGAUUCGGUUGUAUGGAAUCCAUGGAUUGAUAAGGCAAAAGGUAUGUCAGAUUUUGAUGAUGAUGAAUAUAAACAAAUGGUUUGUGUUGAACCUGGUCAUGUUGCAGAAUAUAUAACUUUGAAAUCUGAAGAAAGUUGGGAAGGUGGACAGAUUAUUCAAUAUAAACAUUAGUUAUUAAGUUAUUGAUCGCCUUUCAUUCUAACCUCUCACUUAUAAUAAGUGUAUAUUAAUAUAGUAAUUCACAUCAUAGCUUAUUUUAAAUAAAAUUUUGUAUCAUAAAAUCAAGGCGCA
Rhizophagus irregularis DAOM 181602=DAOM 197198 is the source of this 1121-nucleotide messenger RNA. RefSeq lists its product as uncharacterized. Lineage: Eukaryota; Fungi; Glomeromycota; Glomeromycetes; Glomerales; Glomeraceae. Gene Ontology annotation, biological process: carbohydrate metabolic process. Gene Ontology annotation, cellular component: cytoplasm. Gene Ontology annotation, molecular function: glucose-6-phosphate 1-epimerase activity; carbohydrate binding. The record is from RefSeq and is a predicted model, not a curated record.